Molecule: messenger RNA, 3627 nt
Organism: Spodoptera frugiperda (fall armyworm)
Lineage: Eukaryota; Metazoa; Arthropoda; Insecta; Lepidoptera; Noctuidae
Exons: 14
Coding region: 1-3627 (1208 amino acids)
Molecular function (GO): oxidoreductase activity; FAD binding; iron ion binding
Source: RefSeq, a predicted model, not a curated record
AUGGAUCUCGCAGUGACGAAAGAUCGAGUGUUUUUCACAAUAAAUGGGAGAAAGUGUAGCGCGGGUGCCGAGUUCACAGUGGACUUGACCUUGAACCAGUACAUUCGACAAUAUGGAGAGUUCCGCGGCACAAAGUACAUGUGUAAGGAAGGUGGAUGCGGCGCCUGUGUGGUCAACGUCAGAGCGCAUGUGGCUGGCACCCAAGAAUAUUCCACGUUUUCCGUUAACUCUUGCCUUGUUUCCAUCAUGUCUUGCGAUGGUUGGGAUAUAACGACUGUAGAAGGUAUUGGCAAUAGAAAGAUUGGCUACAACAUCAUUCAGAAACGACUCAACCAUUUCUUUGGUUCCCAAUGCGGUUACUGCAGUCCAGGCUUCGUGAUGAGCAUGUACAGCCUCGCACAGGGCAGUGACCGCCACCUAACUGAAGCAGAAAUAGAAAACGCUUUCGGUAGUAACCUUUGUAGGUGUACAGGCUAUCGUCCCAUUUUAGAAGCAUUCAAAUCUUUUGCCGUCCAUCCAGACGCGAAUAUAUUGAAGAAGAUAAAAGAUAUUGAAGAUAUAUCUGAACAAAUAUGCCCGAAAUCCGGUAAAACGUGUGGAGGCACAUGUGGGAUAAAUGAGGAUUGGUGUUUAGUAAAUAUGAAUAAUACAAGUGUUUCGGAUUUACCUAAGAAAAUAUGUCUCGCCGAUGGUCGGUUGUGGUUCGCUGUUAGCGAUAUAAGAUCAAUAUUUGCUGUUUUGGACGAUGUUGGGCAUGAAUCCUAUAUGCUUGUCGCUGGUAACACCGCGAAAGGGGUCCGUCCAAUAUUAUUUUACCCGAAGCUGUUGAUAGACAUAAGUGAUGUUAAGGAAUUGGCGACUCACUACAUAGAUGUGAACUUAGUACUUGGAGCUAACAUGACCUUGACUGACACGAUGCACUUAUUCAAGGAGUUGGCUCAAUCUAAUGAGGAUUUCUGGUACCUACAUAUAUUGUAUGAGCAUUUGGAUAAAGUGGCUCAUAUACCGGUUCGAAAUAUUACGCCGAGGGAACAAAAUGCUCAGGCAGACGUAAAUUCUGGCUUUCUUUUGAAAUUCAACUCUCAUACACAUCUCGUUGAAGAAGCGUCUAUUGUGUACGGUAAUAUUAAUCCAUCAUUCACCCACGCUUAUGAGACGGAGAGGUUUUUAAUUGGACGCAAUAUAUUUAAUAACAAUGUCCUACAAUCUGCUCUGCACAUCUUGGAGCGAGAAAUAGAUCCCAGUAUCCGACCACCGUAUCCACCACCUUGUGUGCGGAAGAAAGUAGCUCUUGGACUUUUCUAUAAGUGCAUUAUAAAACUAUGCCCAAAAGACAUACUGAACCCGAGAUAUAAGUCAGGAGCUACAACCCCCAGUGAUGACAGGCCACCAGUUAGUCGUAGCUAUCAAGAAUAUGACACGGAUAAAAAAGACUAUCCUAUAACACGGCCAUUACUAAAGAAAGAAGGAAUGAUUCAAUGUGCAGGCGAAGCAGAAUAUUGCGACGAUAUACCCACUAUAAAAGAUGAAGUUUUUGCAUCUUUCGUACUGUCUACUGUGGCAAGAGGAGAUAUUGAAAGUAUUGAUAGUUCUGAAGUAAUGAAAGAAGACGGUGUAUUGGCAGUAUUAACAUCUGUAGAUAUACCAGGUGUAAAUAGUAUACUUCGUGAUGAUUUCCUACUGAUGGUCGAAAAUGAAGAACUUUUAGCUAGUACCAAAGUAAAGUUUUAUAAUCAACCAGUAGCCAUCGUUGUUGCAACAUCUCAAGAAUUAGCUGAUAAAAUGGCACAUGUAGUCAAAGUAAAUUAUAAGAAUGUUCUAAGAAGACCACUGAUUUUUACUAUUGAAGAUGCAAUACAUGCACCUAAAGAGGAAAACAGACUUAUUCCUUAUCCGGGAAUAGUACCAACAGAUAGAGGAGCUAAUGUCAGGAAAAUUAUAAAAGGACAAUUUAUUAGUCCGAUGCAGUAUCAUCAUAUGAUGGAGCUUCAUACAACUAUUACAAUACCGGUAGAUGAAGGUUACGACGUUAUAUCGUCAGCUCAGUACCUUGAUAUUACACAAGCAGGAAUCGCUCAACUUUUGAAGAUUCCUGAGAGUUUGAUAACAGUUAAAACAAGAAGAUUAGGAGGUGGUUUUGGUUGCAAGAUCAGCAGAAAUACUUUUGCAGCGUGUGCGACGGCUUUAGUGGCAAAGAAACUUAAUAAGACAUGCAGAAUGUCCAUGUCGAUGACAAAUAUUAUGCGCGCGACCGGAAAGAGACCAAAUAGUAGACUUGAUUAUGAGGUGGGAGUCGAUGACAGAGGCGAAAUUCAAUACAUGGAUGCAGUAUUUUAUGUGAAUGACGGUCAAUCUCGUAAUGAAAAUGAAAAUGAAAAUGCGACAGAAUCUUUGAAAAAUUGUUACGAUUCUCGCAGGUGGAAAUGUGAUUCUUUCGGAGCUAUUACUGAUUCUCCAACAAAUAUAUUUAUGAGAGCCCCUGGUAGUUUUGAAGGAAUAUCUGGAAUAGAACAUAUAAUGGACCAUAUAGCCGAAGAGCUUAACGCAGAUCCGAUAGAAGUACGUAUGGCUAACUAUCGACGAGAAGACAAUGAUUUACCAAAACUAGUACCUAUGUUUCUAGAGAGAAUCAAUUAUAAGGAGCGACUUAAUAAUGUUAAAGAGUUUAAUCAUCUCAAUAGGUGGAAGAAACGGGGAAUAAGGAUGAAUAAUAUAGCAUUCCCAACUGCAUACACUGGCAACUAUGUAGCACUCGUGUCUGUAUAUCAUGGCGAUGGAAGUGUUAUCGUAAAUGUUGGUGGUGUGGAAAUGGGACAAGGAAUUUUUACUAGAAUGGCUCAAGUAGCAGCAGCCCAGUUUGACGUCCCUGUUGAAACUGUAACGGUUUUACCUUGUUAUAACUUUACCACUCCAAAUAAUUUUGCCACAGCUUCUAGUAUAACUAGCGAAUGCUGUGCAUACAGUGUAAUUAGAUGCUGUGACCAGAUCAAAGCGAGACUAGCUCCUUUUAGAGCAGCAAGGCCUACAGCUACGUGGCAAGAAAUUGUGUUUGAAGCUGAUAGGCAAGGAGUACUGCUACAGGCAAAUUACCAAACAAGUCAAAAUGAUCCAAGAUUGGUAAAUUAUUCUAUAUUUGGGAUAGCUGUAUCUGAAGUUGAAGUCGAUAUUUUGACUGGAAGUAAAUGGAUUGUUCGUACAGAUAUAUUUGAAGAUGCAGGUCGUAGUAUAAAUCCAGCUAUAGAUGUUGGCCAGGUGGAAGGAGCAUUUGUUAUGGCCGCGUCCGUGUGGUUAAUUGAAAAUAUUGUUUAUAACGAACAUACUGGAGAGAUAUACAGUGAUCGGACGUGGACUUAUAAAAUUAUGGGAGCUAAAGAUAUUCCAUAUGACUUCCGUGUUUAUUUGAGACGGAAGAGGCCUAAUCCUGUGGGAAUUUUAGGAUCUAAAGCUACCGGUCAACCUCCAAGCUGCCUUGGUCAUGUUGUUGUCAAUUCUUUGAGAGUUGCAGUAAAAUCUUCUCGCAGAGACAGUGGCUAUCAUCCAAAUUUUGUCAAUUUACAAGUCCCAGUGAACAUGGAAAGUCUUGUUGAAGGCGCCGAAGUGAGAAUAGAAGAGUUUCUGCUAUACUAA